Messenger RNA from Cryptotermes secundus, 3903 nucleotides. It is a transcript of the gene beta'COP, whose product is annotated as coatomer subunit beta'. The coding region runs from base 122 to 2899 and encodes 925 amino acids. The transcript is spliced from 17 exons. Gene Ontology annotation, molecular function: protein binding; structural molecule activity. Gene Ontology annotation, cellular component: COPI vesicle coat. The record is from RefSeq and is a predicted model, not a curated record. NCBI's taxonomy places the organism in Eukaryota, Metazoa, Arthropoda, Insecta, Blattodea, Kalotermitidae. Gene Ontology annotation, biological process: intra-Golgi vesicle-mediated transport; retrograde vesicle-mediated transport, Golgi to endoplasmic reticulum; intracellular protein transport.
GUUGGCGACGCUGACGGAGUUGCACUUGCGCAGAAGCUGUAUAAACUUGUGGCCACGUUACGUUUUUGGGGAAUGUGCUUUGACGUUUGAUAGUAAACAUCAGUAUUAAUUGAAAGUGAUAAUGCCUCUGAGACUGGACAUAAAACGUAAGCUGACAGCUAGGUCAGACCGUGUGAAAUGUGUGGAUUUGCAUCCAACAGAACAGUGGAUGCUAGCAUCACUGUACAAUGGAAAUGUUCAUGUCUGGAACCAUGAAAGCCAACAGCUUGUAAAAUCUUUUGAGGUCUGUGAUCUGCCAGUAAGGGCAGCGAAGUUUGUGCCCCGGAAGAACUGGAUUGUGGCAGGUUCAGAUGAUAUGCAAGUUCGUGUAUUUAAUUACAAUACUUUGGAACGUGUUCAUGCUUUUGAGGCUCAUUCUGAUUAUGUCAGAUGUAUUGCUGUUCACCCAACUCAGCCCUACCUUCUGACCAGCAGUGAUGACAUGCUGAUCAAGUUAUGGAACUGGGACAAGCAGUGGUCGUGUCAGCAAGUGUUUGAAGGCCACACUCACUAUGUAAUGCAAAUUGUUAUAAACCCAAAGGACAACAACACUUUUGCCAGCGCAUCGCUUGAUCGCACUGUUAAGGUGUGGCAGUUGGGCUCAUCAACACCUAAUUUCACUCUGGAAGGCCAUGAGAAGGGUGUGAAUUGUGUUGAUUAUUACCAUGGUGGCGAUAAGCCGUAUUUGAUUUCUGGAGCAGAUGAUCGUCUUGUUAAGAUCUGGGAUUAUCAAAACAAAACUUGCGUUCAGACAUUGGAAGGACAUGCACAGAAUAUUUCUGCAGUUUGCUUUCACCCAGAACUUCCAAUUGUACUCACUGGCUCCGAGGAUGGCACAGUUCGUAUCUGGCACGCUGGCACCUACAGAUUGGAAUCAUCCCUUAACUAUGGGCUCGAACGAGUGUGGACUAUUGCUUGCAUGAGGGGUUCCAACAGUGUGGCACUGGGGUAUGAUGAAGGAAGUAUCAUGGUCAAAGUUGGACGAGAGGAACCUGCUGUUUCGAUGGAUGCAAGUGGAGGGAAGAUAAUUUGGGCCCGCCACUCCGAAGUGCAACAGGCCAACCUUAAAGCAAUGGGGGAAGGUGCCGAGAUCAAGGAUGGGGAGAGACUGCCUCUCGCAGUCAAGGAUAUGGGAAGCUGCGAUAUAUACCCACAGACCAUUGCCCACAACCCAAAUGGAAGGUUUGUUGUUGUGUGUGGUGACGGAGAAUACAUAAUUUAUACUGCCAUGGUCCUGCGGAACAAAGCCUAUGGAUCAGCACAGGAAUUUGUGUGGGCUCAAGAUUCAUCUGAAUACGCUACCCGUGAGGGUAAUUCCACUGUCAAAGUAUUCAAGAACUUCAAGGAGAAGAAGGCCUUUAAACCAGAAUUUGGAGCUGAAGGAAUAUUUGGUGGAUUCUUGUUGGGUGUGCGCUCAGGGACAGGACUAGCAUUCUAUGAUUGGGAAACACUGGAGUUGGUGCGUCGCAUUGACAUCCAGCCUCGGCAUGUGUUCUGGUCAGAAAGUGGAGAACUUGUAUGUCUUGCUACAGAAGAGAGCUACUUUAUACUGAGGUACGAUUCCAGUGUUGUGGCACGGGCCCAGGAGACCAAGGAGGGACUGACAGAGGAUGGCAUUGAGGAGGCAUUUAACGUCCUUGGUGAGACACAUGAGUCCGUUCGAACUGGCUUGUGGGUUGGUGACUGCUUUAUUUACACAAAUGGUGUGAAUCGUAUCAACUAUUAUGUUGGAGGAGAGAUAGUUACUGUGUCACAUCUCGACCGCACAAUGUACCUGCUAGGAUAUGUGCCACGUGACAACAGGCUGUACUUGGGAGACAAAGAACUCAAUGUUGUGUCCUACUCGCUUCUUCUCUCUGUGUUAGAAUAUCAAACAGCAGUUAUGCGAGGUGACUUCGAAACUGCUGAUAGAGUGUUGCCAACUAUUCCACGAAAUCAACGAACAAGGGUAGCACACUUCUUAGAAAAGCAGGGUUUUAAGAAGCAGGCCCUGGCAGUGUCUACUGAUCCCGAACAUAAGUUUGAGCUUGCACUUCAGUUAGGAGAACUGCAAACAGCCCAUUCACUUGCACUCGAGGCAGCCUCUCAGCAAAAGUGGCGUCAGCUGGCAGAAUUGGCCACAACACGAGGAGAACUUGAUCUUGCACAGGAAUGUCUUCAUCAUGCACAAGACUAUGGUGGACUUCUCCUGCUUGCUACAUCAUCAGGUGAUGCUGAAAUGGUUAAGAAAUUAGGAGAAACAGCAGACUCAACAGGAAAGAACAACGUGGCCUUUUUGUCUUAUUUCCUGCUGGGUGAUGUUCACAGAUGUCUGGAGAUACUCAUUAACACUGACAGGCUUCCAGAGGCCGCAUUUUUUGCUAGAUCAUAUAUCCCAAGUCGCAUCUCGGAAGUUGUAGCAUUGUGGCGAGAGAGUCUUUCACGGCUAAAUGAGAAGGCGGGUCAGUCACUUGCUGACCCAAAGGAUUAUGAGAAUCUAUUUCCAGGAUAUGCAGAAGCAUUGAAAACAGAACAGUUCUUGAAAUCAGAGCGUCAGCAAUUAUUACCAGCAUCUGAAUACCCAAAUAUUCCACCAAACUUUGAAAGAAAUGCAAUUGAGGAAAUGCGUGCUGCUGAGGCUGCUGGAAAGUUCCACUACAUUCCCCCAGGAGUUGGUGUAGAAGAUGAAGUUGGUGCUGCCAUUAUACCAGUAGGUAAAAAGGACACUGACACUGUACCUGUUGUGCCACUGUCAGAGAAUAUUCCAGCAAAGACCAAGACACAAAGUGAGUGCCUAGAAGAUGAACUGGAUUUAGACCUGGAGUUGGACAUUGGGAGUGUGGAUGUUAAUAUAGAUGAAGAUUUACUGCUUGAAGAUUGAAAGGAUACCAGUGAACUGGACAGAAUACUUAAGACUUCCACUCACAUUUGAGAUGUGAAAAACAUAUAUUAUGCAUUUUUAUUGUGUAUGUAAUAUUUGUUAAUAUCAAUGUGAUGUUAAGAUGAAGAACAACAAGCUGAGACAUCUUGCUGGAGAAAAAUAAGAGAGAGAUAUAUAUUUGUUGGAACCAACAAACCAGAUACUACCUAAAUAUUUACCAUACUCAUAUGUUUUAUUUUUCUGUCAUAUAACAAAGCCUGCAUUGUUUCUGUCUUCUCAUAAUGUGCCCUUUCUGUCCAGUUUUUCCAUCUUGAAUCUAUGUCUUCUCCUAUAAGCACAUUUAUUAUUGUAUGUUUCUUCAAUAUUUCCAUAUACCCUUUGUUCAUUUUCCUGCACUUGGUCUUUGUGUUUGUGUUGGUACCACUGUAAAGGAUAAUCUGUGACAGUAACCGUUAGCUGUUUAAUGUGUUUUAACCACAGAAUUUUUAUUGAGAUAUUAGGCACAUGGCACCCAAGUAAGAUAAUAAUUUCCUACAUUUGGUCUACGGUUAAAAUACUUUUAGGAAUGAGGUUGAGUUUCAUGUAAAGUGAGAAUUAUAUUGGACCAAUAUGAAUCAAAAUUAAGGCAUCCCCCACCAGUACCAAAUUUGACUAAAAUCUAUUGAAUUGUUUUAAAUAUAGGUGAUGUCACAGUCCUUUUCCAUGACUUUGCUUUUGUUCUGCUGUUUAUGUUGUAAGUAAUUACAACUGAGAAUGUUGUAAAUUGCGUCAAGUAAAUUAUUAUUAUUAUUAUUAUUAUUUAUUUCAUCCAUAGCUGUAGAUAAUUACAAUUGGACAUGUCAAAUAUCAACAACUUCACAUCAAAAAUAACAUAAGUAAAGAAAAACCUUCACAUAGUGAUUCAUCGCUACAAUACAGCAAUACAUCUCAAAAAUACAUCUUUAACUUAAUUUAAGAAUGUAAAUACUCCAAAAAAAGACAUAAGAAUAAAUAUUUUAAACAUA